GAAGGUGGGGGCGGGGGACCUGACAGAGACAGACGAGAAGGAGAAGAAGUGGAGGGAAGGGGUAGCGCAAAGGCUGAGGAGAGGCACGGCGGACGUGGGAAAUAACUUUUUCUUGUUGUGUCCCUGAGCUGCAGUGCGAUCCCCUUGUCUGCCGCGGACUCGGACUCCCGCACCAACAACUUUGUGUCCCGCUGCAGGAGGCGCCCCCUCAUCCCGGACUGAGCGCAGCCAUAGCCCUCCUCACGUUACUUGUACUGGAAAUACACGAGUUGGGAACCUCCCUUCCAUAGUGCGUGGAAGAGUCCCGGGGGAGGAAUCCCGCACAGAAAAGGACUUUCCCACUGCUCCACUGCGGGGGGUGGAGGAAAGAGCUCGACGCCCUCCUACUAGGGGAGGUGGGGCACAUUAAGAGCUGGGAAUAAUUUCGUGGACUCUUCAGCUGAGGGGUACGGGGGCAGCCGAGGUCAUCCUCCUGACAGCCUGUUGGUGUGUGUCAGGGGGGAGGCACUAUGCCUGUCAGGAAGCAAGACACCCAGCGCGCAUUGGACCUCUUGGAGGAAUAUCGCACCAGAUUGAACCAAACUGAGGACAAACAACUUGGGAGAUCUAUUGAGCGAGUAAUUGGUAUCUUUCAGAGUAACCUAUUUCAAGCAUUAAUAGAUAUACAAGAAUUUUAUGAAGUGACCUUACUGGACAAUCCUAAAUGUGUUCAUAACUCCAAGCCAACUGAACCAGUCCUGCCUGUGAAUACGUGGGAGUUUUCCAGCCUUCCCAGCACAACUGUAAUUUCCGAAACCUUGCCGAGCAGUCUAAAUCAGAGUGUAGAGAAAUAUCGGUACCAAGAUGAUGACGUCCUGUCUCAAGAGCCUAGCUCACCUCUCAACCUGAAUGAGGGUAGAAGUCCAGAGCUAGUUCAGAUCUCUGAGAAGAAUAUAUCUCAGAUAGAGAAUGUCCAUGGGCUUGUGUCUCACUCUCAUAUUUCCCCAUUAAAGUCCACAGACGCUGGUGCUCCUUGUCCUCCCAUUGUCCCUGUGAUCCCUGUUAUACCAGUCCCUGCUGAGAGCAAUGUCAUCCCAUCUUCCACUCCACAGGCGAAUCCUCCACCAGUGAUUGUAAACACAGAUAACCUGGACACUCAACCUUAUGUGAAUGGAACAGACGCAGAUUAUGAAUAUGAGGAAAUUACACUUGAAAGGGGAACUUCAGGGCUUGGUUUUAGCAUCGCUGGAGGAACAGACAAUCCACACAUUGGAGAUGAUACAAGCAUUUUUAUUACUAAAAUCAUUUCUGGGGGAGCAGCAGCUCAAGAUGGGAGGUUAAGGGUUAACGACUGUAUAUUACGGGUGAAUGAUGUAGAUGUUCAUGAUGUGGCACAUAGCAAAGCUGUUGAGGCAUUAAAGGAGGCUGGAUCUAUUGUUAGAUUAUAUGUGAGGAGGAGAAAACCGAUAACUGAGAAAAUCAUGGAAAUAAAGCUUGUUAAAGGCCCUAAAGGUCUUGGCUUUAGCAUAGCUGGUGGUGUAGGGAAUCAGCACAUCCCUGGUGACAACAGUAUUUAUGUUACUAAAAUCAUAGAGGGUGGUGCAGCACACAAAGAUGGCAAGCUUCAAAUCGGGGACAAACUUCUAGCGGUUAAUUCGGUGUGUUUGGAAGAAGUUAGUCAUGAAGAAGCUGUGACAGCUUUAAAAAAUACAUCUGAUUUUGUUUAUCUUAAAGUAGCGAAACCAACCACUAUGUUUAUGAAUGACAGUUAUGCUCCACCAGAUAUCACCAACUCGUAUUCUCAGCAAGUGGAUAAUCAUAUCAGUUCACCUGGAUAUCUUGGACAUCCUCUACCUCCAUCCCCUGGCCGAUAUUCUCCAGUCCCAAAAGGAAUGCUUGGAGAUGAUGAUUUAACACGAAAUGAUGGAGGCCCAGAUGGUGAUCAUACUGAAACAUGGGAACCACGGAAGAUCAUAUUACACAGAGGUGCCACAGGGCUAGGUUUCAACAUUGUUGGAGGUGAAGAUGGUGAAGGAAUCUUUAUUUCCUUCAUCCUUGCAGGAGGACCUGCAGAUUUAAGUGGAGAGCUCAGAAAAGGGGAUCGCAUUAUAUCGGUAAAUGGUGUUGAUCUCAGAGCAGCCACACAUGAACAAGCAGCAGCAGCGUUAAAGAAUGCCGGUCAGACCGUGACUAUUAUUGCACAGUACCGUCCAGAAGAAUAUAGUCGUUUUGAAGCUAAAAUACAUGAUCUAAGGGAACAAAUGAUGAACAGUAGUGUCAGCUCUGGUUCCGGAUCCCUUCGAACAAGCCAAAAACGAUCAUUAUAUGUCAGAGCCCUCUUUGAUUAUGACAAGACUAAAGACAGUGGCCUUCCGAGCCAAGGACUUAACUUCAAGUUUGGGGAUAUUCUACACGUCGUUAAUGCCUCUGAUGAUGAAUGGUGGCAGGCUCGCCAAGUCACUGCAGAUGGAGAAAGUGAAGAGAUAGGAGUCAUUCCUAGCAAGCGCAGGGUUGAGAAAAAAGAGCGGGCUAGGCUGAAGACUGUAAAGUUUAAUUCAAAAGCAAGAGGAGACAAAGGGCAGUCAUUCAAUGACAAGCGUAAAAAGAACCUCUUUUCCCGAAAAUUUCCAUUCUACAAGAACAAGGACCAGAGUGAGAUGGAAACCAGUGAUAUUGAUCAACAUGUAACCUCUAAUGCCAGCGAUAGUGAAAGUAGUUACCUAAUCUUGAUUACAGAUGAGUAUGGCUGUUCACAAGGUGGUCAAGAAGAGUAUGUUUUAUCAUAUGAACCGGUCAAUCAGCAAGAAGUCAAUUACUCCCGACCAGUAAUAAUUUUAGGUCCAAUGAAGGACAGAAUUAAUGAUGACUUGAUCUCUGAAUUUCCAGAAAAAUUUGGAUCUUGUGUCCCACAUACCACUCGACCAAAACGUGAUUAUGAAGUAGAUCGGAGAGAUUAUCACUUUGUCACGUCCCGGGAGCAAAUGGAAAAAGACAUUCAAGAUCACAAGUUUAUUGAAGCUGGGCAAUACAAUAAUCAUCUCUAUGGCACAAGUGUACAGUCUGUAAAGGAGGUGGCAGAAAGGGGCAAGCAUUGCAUACUUGACGUUUCUGGCAAUGCAAUAAAAAGACUACAGAUUGCUCAGCUCUAUCCAAUCUCUAUUUUCAUAAAGCCUAAAUCCGUGGAAAAUAUUAUGGAAAUGAACAAACGUUUAACAGAAGACCAAGCACGCAAGACGUUUGAGAGAGCUAUGAAAUUGGAGCAGGAGUUCACAGAACAUUUUACAGCUAUUGUGCAGGGAGACACACUGGAGGAAAUCUACAAUCAAGUGAAACAAAUAAUAGAAGAACAGUCCAGUACCUAUAUCUGGGUACCUGCAAAAGAGAAGUUAUGAGAUAAAAAGUGCUCAGUUCAGAGCCUCCAUCACUGCCUAUUGAUCAUACCCUUUACCUUUUCCCAUACGAACAGGCUCAAUUUAUGGGACUGUCCUAGCCACUUAUUUGCUGCCGUUCCUUUCAUAUUUUAUCUAAAUCAUUUUAAUAAUGUCACAAACAUUUUGUUACCAAUUUUUUUUUUUUACUUUUGAUUCCUUUUUUUUUUUUUUUUUUUGGAACGGCCGGACCAGUUAUUAAAGGUUAAAAUAAGUGGCAAAAAUUCCUUAAUGUUUAAGGGAAAAUGACACACAUUUUAAGAAAAAAAAAAAGCUUUAUAGACAGUUUUCAAAAAAUAAAUGAAAAUAAGUGGUCUUAACUUACAAUAUUGUGAGCAUCUUUGCACAGUUAUCUUUUAAUAGCAUGGUUUGGCCUAUGCAUUUCAUUCAUUAUACUGUUUUGACUUGAUAUGCCUCUCUGCAUAAGCAUUUUUAUUUUUUUUUGUCAAAUAUAAAUCCAUUGCCUGGCUGCAGUUUCAAUGCGUACCAUUCUUGGUUUUGCAUUCUGCUUAAAAAAAAUGUCCAGCAAUGGAAACAUUACUCUAAACCAUUGAAUGACAUUGUUAUAAAAUACAUUUUAGAGUUUCUUUGGUUUUUAUUCCCGCAUUAUUUGGUGUUAAAUUUUAACUUGAUUAAUUAUGUACAGGUAAUGCAAUUUAAAAUGUUUUUGACAUGGAUCACCUUUUUAAAAUGAGAUCGAAACUUCAGGUAAUUAACAUAGCCUUUUGAAGGUCCAGUCAUGUAUAUAGACACUACAGGAAAACAAAUGAGGUCUUCAUCUCACUUGUAGAAUUGGAUUCAUAGAAUUAAUGUUUAUUCUUAAAAUGAUAGAUUUUAAUAUUUUACCCACAGUAACUGCCUAUUUUGUUAUAAUAAAAUAUAUAUAGAAUUUUCUUUAAACUCUAUCAAUGGGAGUACUUUUCUUGCACACGCGCAUAUAUAAAUAUAAAAAAAAAUAUUUUUCUCUUUAUCACCUACAAUUUUCUUUUUCUUUUGGAAGAAGUAAGGUGUAUUGGAUCUUCCUUCCACACAAAUUUUGAACAAGACAUUGGUGGCUGUGUUAAUUGAUACAGAGUUAUUGAAGGUUAGCUGCUUAACUAAGCCUAGGCGUGUUCUCCUCUCUUCUGAAGGGUCCCUGGUGUGUUUAUUUUAUGUAAUGUGCAUGUUUUACCUGUGAUAUUUUUUAGCUAUAAUGGUCCUGAGUUUUUAUGUGCGUCUUCACUUCAUCUGCAUGUACCAUGUAAACGACACCCAUAUUUACAUUCACUCCAGUUUCUAAUGUUAAAAGAAGAAAGUUUUAAUGCAAAUGAUGGACUUGAAGAUUUACAUUGUCUGGUACUAAGUCAUUGCUUGUUUUUUGGAAUUGUUUAUUCAAGAAAUUAUAUAUGCUUCUGACAGCCUCAUUAAACGUCUAUAAAGGAACAUUAGUUUGUGAUGAGCAAGCAGCAUUAUUCAUUCCAUUUGUCAGAAAGAGGAGAACAGCUAAUAAAAUUUUAUUGAACAAUGAAAA
Molecule: messenger RNA, 4917 nt
Organism: Pseudophryne corroboree (corroboree frog)
Lineage: Eukaryota; Metazoa; Chordata; Amphibia; Anura; Myobatrachidae
Gene: DLG1
Product: discs large MAGUK scaffold protein 1
Exons: 27
Coding region: 510-3371 (953 amino acids)
Biological process (GO): establishment or maintenance of epithelial cell apical/basal polarity; receptor clustering; cell-cell adhesion
Cellular component (GO): neuron projection; postsynaptic density membrane; basolateral plasma membrane
Molecular function (GO): kinase binding
Source: RefSeq, a predicted model, not a curated record